Molecule: messenger RNA, 989 nt
Organism: Pomacea canaliculata
Lineage: Eukaryota; Metazoa; Mollusca; Gastropoda; Architaenioglossa; Ampullariidae
Exons: 1
Coding region: 137-844 (235 amino acids)
Source: RefSeq, a predicted model, not a curated record
AGAUUUUUAGUACAGUUCUCUCGUGUCCCGCAGACUUAUUGCCUUAUCUUUAUCUUGACAGUCUUAUCUCCUUGACUCGGUCAGAGCUUCAAACUCAUUUAUUAGAAAGGAAGAGUAAAGGAGAGGACAGACUACAAUGACUCUCUCUGUUAUUUUCUUCCUUACGACUGCAGCAGGAUGUGUCCUGGCAGCACAGGAUCAGCAAAGCCGCCAGGAUGUAAGUCUCACAGAACUCGUGGCUACAGUAGAAAGUCUUUUGGACAGAAUACAAGGUCUCGAGGCAGAAAAGCAGUCAUUGGAGAUGAGAGUUGAAUGCCUGGAGACACUGUGCUCAUUCUCUGAUGUCCUCCUUCCAGGAGAAGGCACAGCAGAUGGAAACGAGGCUGUAAGUCUUGCGAGAGACAGUCAAACACAAGCGCGUGCUGUCGUUGUUCGGUCAGACGACAGCGACCCCCUGAUACCGGUCGUGACUCAGUUGACAGAAAGGGUUAACGAGGUCAGUGCCGGUCUGCAGGCUCUGAAGAGCGAGAUGACUGAAGCUUCCACGUCUGUCUUUGUGCGGUGGGGAAGCUCCACGUGUACAGACUCUUCUGUCCUCGUCUACUCCGGUGGAGUCGGGGGGUCUCAUUUUACAUCUCCAGGAGCAGCAGCCAACUACCUGUGUCUGCCCCUCUCUAAUGUCACCUUGUCGGACAUCACGGUCAACAAUUACGCACAGCUUUACGGAGGAGAGUAUGAAACACUUGAUGGACACUUUGAGAAAGAUCCCCUGUGUGCCGUGUGUCGAUCGUCUCGCGCCAAUAAUGUGAUGAUCCCGGCGACGACUGUCUGUCCGGGUGGCUGAACCUCGGAGUACAGCGGGUGGCUGAUGGCAGGAGAUCCACCGCACAACGCUGCCUCUGAAUUCAUCUGCGUGGACUCCAAGAUGGAGGAGAGGACAGGCAGCGAGGAAAACAACAAUGGGAAGCUCCUGUAUUACACGUCUACCG